Molecule: messenger RNA, 1700 nt
Organism: Odontomachus brunneus
Lineage: Eukaryota; Metazoa; Arthropoda; Insecta; Hymenoptera; Formicidae
Product: pre-mRNA-splicing factor RBM22-like
Exons: 4
Coding region: 500-1603 (367 amino acids)
Cellular component (GO): U2-type catalytic step 1 spliceosome; U2-type catalytic step 2 spliceosome; Prp19 complex
Molecular function (GO): pre-mRNA binding; U6 snRNA binding; metal ion binding
Source: RefSeq, a predicted model, not a curated record
UCAUGCUGGAUUGUUUUUUAGAUAGAAAUACUCUGUUCUGAUUGGUGCACUUCUGAAGACGGAUCAGUCAAAAUAGAAUAUUUCCAUCCAGCAAGCAAUCCAGCACAAAACAAGCAUCGUGUGCCGCUGGCUUAAGAAUGUGUUCCUACUUAGCGCGUCACGCGUCGCGUCGUCCGAGUUAAGCCAAUAAAAUCGUCCCAUUUUAUUGUGUAACUUUACGCCGAAUGUGUGAUCACCUGGGUGUCUGUUGUUAAAAGAAAUUCAAAAGAAAUUUUUGUUAUACGAUGGCUACAUCAAAAACCACGAAUACGUAUAAUAGACAAAAUUGGGAAGAUGCGGAAUUCCCAAUACUUUGUCAAACAUGCUUAGGUGAUAAUCCAUAUAUUCGCAUGAAUACUCUGGCUACAUAUAGACCCGAUCUACAAUAGAUGGAGUAAGUAGGAGUAGGAGAAAGAAAUAAGCAACAAAGGAGCGAUAUGGCAAGGAGUGCAAGAUAUGUAUGCGACCAUUCACUGUGUUUAGAUGGUGUCCAGGAGCAAGAAUGCGAUUUAAGAAGACCGAAGUCUGCCAGACUUGCAGUCGACUGAAGAACGUCUGUCAAACUUGCUUGCUAGAUUUGGAGUACGGCCUUCCUAUUCAGGUGCGCGACGCCGCGCUGAAAAUUAAAGACGACCUGCCACGAUCCGACGUGAACAAAGAAUACUAUGUGCAAAAUAUAGACAAUGAGAUCGGGAAAAUUGAUCCCACCACGCCAGCCGGCGCUGUUGGCAAAUCCGCCGCGGCUAGCGACCUGCUGAUGAAACUGGCUAGAACUAGUCCGUACUACAAGAGGAACAGGCCACACAUAUGCUCCUUCUGGGUGAAAGGUGAAUGCAAGAGAGGUGAGGAGUGUCCUUAUCGUCACGAGAAACCGACAGAUCCCGACGAUCCGUUAGCCGAUCAGAACAUAAAGGAUCGUUACUAUGGCGUGAACGACCCGGUGGCGGACAAGCUGAUGCGGCGAGCUGCGGCCAUGCCCAAGCUCGAUCCGCCUGAGGACAAAUCUAUCACGACUCUGUACAUCGGCAACCUGGGGGACGUGCUGACGGAGAAGCAACUACGCGACCACUUCUACCAGUACGGCGAGAUCCGUUCGGUGACGAUGGUACCGCGCCAACAAUGUGCCUUUAUCCAAUACACGCAAAGAAUUGCGGCCGAGGCAGCGGCCGAGAGGACGUUCAACAAGUUGAUACUGGGUGGCAGACGGCUCACUAUCAAAUGGGGUCGUUCCCAAGGCAGACAGACCGUGUCCGCCACGGAAGCAACGAGGGAGAUCUUGGAACCCGUGCCAGGCUUACCAGGAGCGCUACCACCGCCGCCCGAGGGCGUAGCCAACAAUUUUUUCAACCUGCAGACCACCACCGGCAUGAUGCCGCCGCCGAUGAUGAUCCCACCGCCACCCGUCGCUCCGCAGUUCAUGUUUCCGCCGCAAAUGGCGGCCGCAGCCGCUGCCGCUGCUACGCCGAUCUUCCCUCCAGGAACAACUCCCAUACACUAUCCCAGCCAGGAUCCAUCCAGGAUGGGCGCGUCGCAAGGCAUCGGCAAGCCCUGGCCGGAGGAGUAGUAGUGACUCUAGCUCAAGUUCUCACUGCUGUAACUGUAAUGGAAACCUGUUCAAGAAAAAUAUACACGAUAUAUAUAAAAGAAAAUGUUGUAAUAUC